AUGCAGCGCCUAAAGUCUCUGCUAACCGCAUCACUAUAUCCCAGGUCGAUCGAUUCGGGGCAAGUCUCCAGAUAUGGCCGACGAGCUUUCAGCACGGAGCUUGAAAAGGGAGGAGCUGGUGAAGUGGCGCCGUUGGACUUGAAAUCCCUCGCAGAGAACGCUGACCCGGAGACUUUGGCUGAAAUCAACCGGCUUCGUCAGGCAAUCAAUGAACUUCACGCCCAGUUCACUGUGCCAAGCAACGCUGAAAAUCUUGACUGGGCCCAGUGGGAGGGCAGACUCCUCUCAAAAGGUCUCGUUACUUCGAUGCGCAAAGCGUUCGAGUCCCUGCAACCGCCGGAACUCGAGAAGGAGCGCCAGGAGCUCUUGCGACAGAUUGACUCCAGUUUUGAGCCGCUGAUAAAGCAAGCACAAGAGCUAGCGAAAGAUGCAGAGGCUCGUUUAAAAGCUCUUGACGAUAUGCUUAAAGAGCUCGACGGACUCCAAAAGAAUCUACCACGCCUUACGGUUGAUGAGCUCAUGGCGAAACGGCCCGACUUGGCGAGCGAAGUUGAGUCCGAUUUGAAGCAGUCGAAAUGGUUCAGGCUGUAA
Molecule: messenger RNA, 591 nt
Organism: Cyanidioschyzon merolae strain 10D
Lineage: Eukaryota; Rhodophyta; Bangiophyceae; Cyanidiales; Cyanidiaceae
Product: mitochondrial F-type ATPase F0 subunit d
Exons: 1
Coding region: 1-591 (196 amino acids)
Biological process (GO): proton motive force-driven ATP synthesis
Molecular function (GO): proton transmembrane transporter activity
Source: RefSeq, a predicted model, not a curated record